AAGGGAAAGCGGGAAAGAUAUCAGACUUGACUGUGAGGAGGAGCGGAACGGGAACGUAGAAAUCAAUCCAUCUCGUUUCCUAACCCUUCUAAUCUCAUGUCUGUAGGCAGAUCGAGAGAGCCAUGAAGUUUAAGGCAUUCCUCACCCAGGACGGCGUCAAUCUCCUCGACAAGCGUUUUCUCCCUGCCCUCGACAAGCAUGGACGCAUUUGCCAUGUAUACUUGACUCCCGAUCACGCCAUGUUCCUCCACAACCUCCUCGGUGGCGACGGCGUGCAGUCCGUGGCGCAGUUCAACAAGGACGUCCUCUUCCGAGACUAUCGAAUCUCCAGCCAGAAUGCCGGCCGCAUCGCCUUCGCGGUCGAUGUUGCCCUCCUACACCGCGCCCUCCGCAGCGCUCUCACCAUCCAGGCUCAGGCCCGGGACGACACCGCGGCCAUCCAGAUCAAGCUCGUGAAGAAGCUCGCCGCGGGCUCGCGCGACCCCGCUCCGUUUCUCACGUUCGAGACCAAGGGGCGGGUCUCCGCUGUGGUGCAGGACGUGCCCAUCUCCAAGCCCCUACCCCGGGACGACGUGCAGCAGCUCCAGUCCGCCUUGGAAGCUGCGCAGGACCUACCCCAGACUCUGGUUCAGGUCCAAGAUCUUGCUCAGCUACAGAGCUUGGUGGACCGGCUGAGGAAUGUUGGAGACCUUCUCACAGUUGCCAUUACCCAGUACGGUGACCUUCAUCUGCAGGUGUCCACCUCACUUAUCACUGUUGGUUCUGAGUUCAGGAGGUUGAGAGUCCUUGGUGUGCGUGCUGAUCCACCGAUAGGUGAUCGAACUUUAAGCGCUCCGACACGUACUGAGAUGGCGAUUCAGAAGGGCGAAGGAGCCUCGGUGCAAGUGAGCCUGAAGCAUCUUGCAAAGAGCUUGCAGUGUCACUUGGCCAAGCCAGAUUGCGCCUUCUACGGUAUCGCUCCUCAGGGUGCUUGCUUGACCGUGAUAUUCCAGUUCUUCAUUCCGGGGACACGACUGACAGAUAAAUCCAUCAGCUUCUACUGCAGGCUUCCGGUCCUUGACCCAGGCUCCGGCCCUUGAGAAAUGUAAAAGAAUAUUAAAAUUUUACUGCAAAGUUCUUGAAAAUAAUUUAGGUACAAUUACAAUAAGAGUUGGCUACCAAUAUAUCUGUUUAUAUACACUAAAUCUUGUAAUAUCUGACAAUUUGUCAAAAAGGUCUGGUACUUUUUAUUUUUUGUUUCUCUUUUU
Messenger RNA from Musa acuminata subsp. malaccensis (wild Malaysian banana), 1247 nucleotides. Its product is annotated as checkpoint protein hus1. Gene Ontology annotation, biological process: double-strand break repair via homologous recombination; meiotic DNA integrity checkpoint signaling; mitotic intra-S DNA damage checkpoint signaling. NCBI's taxonomy places the organism in Eukaryota, Viridiplantae, Streptophyta, Magnoliopsida, Zingiberales, Musaceae. Gene Ontology annotation, cellular component: checkpoint clamp complex; nucleolus; site of double-strand break. The record is from RefSeq and is a predicted model, not a curated record.